Messenger RNA from Eutrema salsugineum, 1377 nucleotides. Its product is annotated as putative F-box/FBD/LRR-repeat protein At1g22000. Gene Ontology annotation, molecular function: protein binding. The transcript is spliced from 3 exons. The record is from RefSeq and is a predicted model, not a curated record. NCBI's taxonomy places the organism in Eukaryota, Viridiplantae, Streptophyta, Magnoliopsida, Brassicales, Brassicaceae. Bases 1 to 1377 code for a protein of 458 amino acids.
AUGUUGAAACCGCUUCUUCUUUACUUCGGCUUAGUCCAUGUUGGGUUUGAGAUUGCGUUACUGUUAGAACAAGCGAUUCCAAUACUGUUAGAACAAACAAAACAAACAUCCCGACGAUUCUUCAAAAAAAGAGCCAAGAGAUAUGAAGGUGAAGACAGGAUCAGUGCGUUGCCGGACGAUUUGCUUGUGCGGAUAUUGUCUUUAGUCCCAACAAAAGAUGCAGUGCCUACCAUGAUUUUGUCUAAACGAUGGCGUUCUAUUUGGACCAUGGUCCCAGCCCUCCAGUACCUAGAGAUCAAUAAUGGUACUCGCGGAAUAGUUAUUGCCGGUUUACUUGGCCGUUUACUUGACCGUUUAUUUGGCAAAAGUGAUCAGAAACCGCGGUGUAUUUGGCGGUUUAUUGACGGAUCCCUACAACAUCACAAGGCACAUGUAUUAGAAACAUUAGCUAUACUAAUUGGUGGACACUGUCCCGUUAAUACUGAUGUGGGAAAGUGGAUUGUAAAUGCAGUUGAUCGUAGGGUGCGCGAGCUAUCAUUCUUUCUCUCGUGGUCCGCAGAGCCUACCAGGUUGCCUACGUGCCUUUACACGUGCGAUACUCUCGUCUCUAUGGGUCUUUACGACAAAGUUCUUGUGGAUGUUCCUUCUCCUGCUUGCUUCCCAUCCCUCAAAGCUCUCGGACUUUACCAUGUGUUGUAUAAAGAUGAAGAUUCUAUCGUUAGGUUUCUAUCGAGUUGUCCUAUUCUCAAACAUUUGGCCGUGCACCGACAUUACUACGACAACGUGAAACGUUUCAAAAUAAAAGUCCCAUCUUUGGAGAUCUUUUGGUAUGAAUGUACCGGCUACAAAAAUAUUGAGGGAACUUUGGUUAUAGAUUCUCCGGCUUUAAAGAAACUCUUUAUCACAUAUAAUUCAGCAGGUUUUUGCUUGAUUGAGAACAAGCCUCGCUUUGAGAAAGCAACAAUCAAUGUUGAUUGUUACCUUGAUAACAAGUUUAUGAGAUCUAUUUCCUCACUCAAGUACCUCGAAUUACAUUUGAACUUUGCAACGGUUGCGUGUUGUGACGCUAUUAAUUUCUCGAAGCUUAUGGAGUGUAAAUUAACUCUUGCAAAUGAGUUGGACUGGUUGGAUCCACUAAUGCGUUUGCUUGGAAAUUCUCCUAAUCUAAAAGUUGUUUCCAUCGACCAGGUUUGUACAUUCUCCCUCAUGCAGCACGCAAUCGACCUGAGGAGAAUUUCCCACUUUCAUGGAACCAACCGAGUUCUGUUCCGGGAUGUUUGUCAGCCCAUCUCGAGAUCUUUGAGUGGAGAGGAUAUAGAGGAAGUAGAAGAGAUAAAGAAAUCAUUAGAUACAUUCUUGCCAACUCCAAGUGUUUAA